Messenger RNA from Arachis stenosperma, 2619 nucleotides. RefSeq lists its product as uncharacterized. Bases 473 to 1483 code for a protein of 336 amino acids. NCBI's taxonomy places the organism in Eukaryota, Viridiplantae, Streptophyta, Magnoliopsida, Fabales, Fabaceae. The record is from RefSeq and is a predicted model, not a curated record. The transcript has 4 exons.
GUUCUUUUCCUUAAGCUUUCACACAUCCAUCAUCCUCCCCCAUUGCCCUUGUUUUCAACAACCACUUUUUGUGUGAAAUUUACGCACGCAAAUAAUAAAUAAAAUAAAUAAUUAAUAAUCCUUUUCAAUAAGAGAGACACAUCCUUCACCCUCAAGGACCAAAGACGAUUCAAAGGGGAAAAGAAAAAGAAGGAAAAAAAAAACGCAAAUUCAACUCCUUCGUCCCCUCUCCUUGUAUUUAGGCAACUGUUGGUGAUUCUGCGUGGACUUGUUCGUUAAUUGUAUAUUUGUCACGGAUUUUACUAUAUUCUGCUACAUAAUUUGUAACUUAUAUUGGAGCAUUGCAUAAGUGAUUAUCCUAUCAUUCUUUUGUGAAGUCAAGUACAGUUUAUGUGAAUGCAAAUUGAGACUCAGAAGGCACAAAUAGGAAUAUAGUUAGAGCCUAUUUCUUGGUUACCACUGAGCGUGGAAGAUGACUGGUGUUAGGCGCAGAUUAAGUAAAGAUUCAGAUAUCAGUGCUCUACACAAAGAACUGGAUGAAGUUUCAUGUCCUAUCUGCAUGGACCAUCCGCAUAAUGCUGUUCUCCUUGUUUGCAGCUCUCAUGAGAAGGGCUGCAGAUCUUACAUUUGUGAUACGAGUUAUAGACAUUCGAAUUGCCUGGACCGGUUUAAAAAAAUGAGGACCGAUUCUAAUGACAGUCAUAAUUUAUCAAGUUCUUUAGUAAAUACAAACAACUCCGGAUCAAGACAGGGUGAUGCCCAAGAUCCUAGUAGAGGUUUAAACCCACAUGAAGGCAAUUUAGAAAAUGUUGAUUCUGAGACCUUGCAGGACAGGGCUGAACUUGAAGAGUUAAAUGCUGGUAAUUUUGCAUCAAAAUUAAACUUGUCAUGCCCCUUAUGUCGAGGCACAGUACAUAGCUGGGAAGUGAUUGAAGAGGUUAGAGACUAUUUAAAUACAAAGAAGAGAAGUUGCUCUAGGGAGUCAUGCUCGUUUGUUGGUAAUUAUCUAGAACUACGUCUACAUGCCAGAAGAGUUCACCCUACCACUCAUCCCUCUGUUGUUGAUCCUACUAGAGAAAGAGCUUGGCGACAUUUUGAACGUCAGAGAGAAUAUGGUGAUAUUGUUAGUGCUAUUCGGUCUGCCAUACCUGGUGCCGUUGUCGUUGGGGAUUAUGUUAUUGAAAAUGGAGAUGGAAGGUCUUCAAGUGAUAGGGAAGGCAGCCUGGGUGAUGCUAAUGGACCCUGGUUGAGUUUCUUGUUUCAGAUGAUUGACAACAUUGAAACUGUUCCGGAGCCAAGAGCUCGUCGAAGAGCAUGGACAAGGCAUCAUCGCCGACCAUCUAGAGUUGAUCGCCCGUAUCUUUGGGGCGAGAAUUUGUUGGGUCAUCGGGAUAAUGAUCGUGAUGUUGAUGAAGAUGAAUCUCCUGUGCCAAGAAGGCGUCGCCGUCUGAACCGGACUAGGUUCUUUGCAGAUCAACCAUGAGGAUUGCUGCCAAUUAUCUGGUAAAAUUCAUUAGUCCAUCUUGACCGAAAAUUAUGUUAAGAAUUGUGUGUUGGACUUGCCAUUAGCUCACCAGUUGGUUUCUUCCCUAUAAUUGUUCAUCAGUGUGCUGAGCUUGAUAUAAGCGUCAGCUGGGAAACAUGCUUUCAGCAGCUUCCUGAGCGCACUUCGGACCAAGUCUUUGGACCCAACAGAGUGUGCUGAAUGCUGAGAACAAGUUUGAAUAAGAACAGAAGAUCCUUAAACAGCAUGUUCAUUUAACAAAGCUUGUCUAAUGGGGUUUUCGUUGGAGCUCACUUCAACAACUGCCUUGGAAGAAAUUGAUUUUUCUCAAGGCUGACAUAAGGUUGUUACAUUUGUCAUUAAUGUAUAAUUGAUGCUUGUACAUCUGAAUUGUUCAACCUGUUUAUUUCCACUAAAUCAUUGUUCAUUCUAAGGUUGUGGAUAUUGUGGUUUUAUUUGUUGUCUUUUAACAGAAUGAUUGUUCGGGAUCAUAUUGAUAGAACUUCAACUGAGAUGUUGAGAUCUGCUUUCUGAAGAGUUGAUACUUCAUAAGUCAUUGAAAGAAAAGGGAAAUUCAAAUGCAUCUUAAUAUUUUGGAAACAUAAAACGUGUUCAGUAUUUUCUGUUUAAAAAUUUAAAAGAUGAUUAGGAGAAUAAAUAAUUUUUGUUUAUAGUAUAACAUGAAGUAUGAACUAUUUCGGGAGGCGUGGAAAAGCAUUUGCAAUGCAUACACGUUACGUUAAGCUAAAGAAUUUCGGCAUUUUUCUGCUACUACGGACGUACUGGUAUUAUUAAUUACUUUCUGUAUCAUGAAGCAACUGCAAAAUUAAAUUAUAUAUGACAGAUGGAAGACCAUCAUGAAAUGCCUUGUCAGAUAUGAGUACAUGUUUAUGGAAAGAGAACCAUUAUGAUUUGAAGAUUUUUCUCCCAUGUUUUUGAAGAUUUUUUUCUGAAGUUAAUUACAGACCAAUGAAUUUAUACAUACAUUAGGUACCUAUCCUUGGUAUUUGAGCAUAUGUUCCUACAAGCAGUAUUGUGCCCUUAUUCCUCCUGAUAGUAUCACAAUUGAUUGAAUUGAGUCAUCUUUAUUUAUUUGUUUAUUUUUCUUCUCCUAA